AUGCAGAACGCCAUUCGUGAGGCAGAGGAACGCAUAAUGACGGCGGUGGAGCCAUGUAUCACGAGGCAAAUUCGUGAAUUGGAGAACCGUUUCGAAACUCAAUUCACCAAUGUGCAAGAAACCAUGCGUGGAAUUGGAUUGCAAAUGGCGGAGUUAACGGCGGCGCGUCGCCAUGGUGGCAACGGUGACAGAGCAACUCGACCAGCAACGCGAUUAACGCGUCUGGAUUUCCCAAAAUUCACUCGCGACGAUGUCGAAUCUUGGAUUGCAAAAUGUGAACGUUUUUUUUUGUUGGAUGGAACGCAAGAAGGGGACAAGGUCUCGGUUGCGAGUAUCGCUCUUGAUGAUAACUCUUUUCGUUGGUUCUAA
Messenger RNA from Vicia faba (fava bean), 369 nucleotides. NCBI's taxonomy places the organism in Eukaryota, Viridiplantae, Streptophyta, Magnoliopsida, Fabales, Fabaceae. The record is from the annotation of a GenBank genome assembly.